Messenger RNA from Trichoderma harzianum CBS 226.95, 1656 nucleotides. RefSeq lists its product as hypothetical. Lineage: Eukaryota; Fungi; Ascomycota; Sordariomycetes; Hypocreales; Hypocreaceae. The record is from RefSeq and is a predicted model, not a curated record. Bases 1 to 1656 code for a protein of 551 amino acids. The transcript has a single exon.
AUGUCUCAGCCAACUUGGCAGGACAUCACCGCUCGCAAACGCGCUGAGCGAGAUGCCAAAAUCCCCUCUGAAUGGCGUCUCACCGAGUCUCUUCCCCCUGGAACUAGACCCAUAGACUUUCUCCCUCGAUGCGGAAUCCUCACAGAGCACGAUCUGGCCAUUACAAACCCUGCUCGCGAUGCCACCGAUUUGCUCGCCCAACUGUUCACUGGAAAAGUGACGGCUGAAGAUGUCGUCCGAUCAUUCUGCAAGCGUGCCGCCGUUGCGCAACAGCUGACCAAUUGCUUGACGGAAAUCAUGUUUUCUGAAGCCAUCGAAAGGGCCAAGUGGCUGGAUUCUGAGUUCAAGAAGAACGGCAAUAAGCCCGUCGGCCCUCUCCACGGCCUCCCCAUCAGCGUCAAGGAUCAAUUCUACAUCAAGGGAUACGAUAGCUGUAUCGGAAUCACGGGCCUAUGCUUCAAACCAGCCAAAUCGACAAGCCAGGCAGUGCAGAUGCUGCUCAAGGCGGGUUGUGUCAUAAUCGCCAAGACCACCGUUCCCCAGACUGUCCUCACCGCUGACACGGAUUCAAUUGUCUUUGGACGCACGGUGAAUCCGUACAAUGCCGAGUUUGGAGCGGGUGGUUCUUCAGGAGGCGAAGGCGCGCUGAUUGCCAUGGGCGGCUCUACUCUAGGGUUGGGAACAGACGCAGCGGGGAGUGUGCGGAUGCCAGCCGCGGUGUGUGGAGUUGUCGGAUACAAGCCGAGUGCAUACAGAAUUCCCGUCGAUGGCCAGAGAAUUCUUGGCAAGGGCAUCAUGGGCACAACGUCUCUGGGGCCGCCAGGAGUCAGCGGGCUUUUGGCGAGAUCGGUCAGAGAUGCGAGGCUUGCAGCAAGAGUCAUGGCAGAGGCACAGCCGUGGAACGACAGCCCGUUUAUUUACCCUCACCCUUGGAUGCAGAUUCUUUCUCCCAGCAAGCCUCGGAUCGGCGUGUGGCUUACGACCGACGUGGUGCAUCUUCAUCCGCCCGUUGCGCGAGGUCUGCGUCUUGCUCACGAUAGACUGAAAAGAGCUGGCUACGAAGUUGUUGAGCUGGCCCCCCCGCCUUUUGAGAAGGCGAGUGAAAUACACUUCAAGAUGGGCGAGUUCAUGGACGUGUCUCAUAUGCGCAAACUACUCGAGUCCGAACCACAAACCAAGAUUGUCCAGGCGAUGGGCAACAUGACUUCCAAAGGAACACAACCAGAGCUCACCGUCGAGUAUCUCCACGAACUAAACUUCCAGAUAGCUCGCAUAGCAAUGCAGAUGAAGAGGUAUUGGCGACACGACGGCAAACCGCUCGACGGCAUUCUGUUUGUCAACGCACCACAUACUGCUGUCCCGUUUGACAAAUAUCUCUGGGUUGCCUUUACCGGUAUUAUCAACGUUGUCGACUGGACAAGUAUCGCGAUACCACUCAACGAGAAGGCGGACAAGAAUAUAGACGUUGCGAUGCCACUUGAAGAUUGCUACAACGACCUAGAUCUGUCCAUUCAGAAGCUAUAUGACCCUGGAAAGUUUCAUGGUUUGCCAUUAUCCGUCCAAUUAAUUGGCCAAAGGUUUGAAGACGAGAAGCUGUUAGCCUUAGCGGACGAAAUUACUCCGAUUAUAACGCAGAGAGGACAGUCCAAGUUAUGA